Symbiodinium sp. CCMP2456 is the source of this 2868-nucleotide messenger RNA. NCBI's taxonomy places the organism in Eukaryota, Dinophyceae, Suessiales, Symbiodiniaceae. The record is from the annotation of a GenBank genome assembly.
AUGGCCUGGGCCGCGGCACGCGUGAAGCCACGGGCUUUGGGGCCGACGACCUCGGCGAAGCUCUGCUCAGGAAAGCUAGUUGCCGCCGGGAGAGAGCCCAGGUCUGUGGUUCUCUUCAGCGUUUUCUCCAUCUCGGUGCCUCACUGCCCCAGAGCCUUUACGGAGCCGUGCCUCGGCUCGCGGUGCUCCUCGCGGUGCGUGUGUUUCGUUCCUGCGCGCCUCGUCGAGGCUGUCGCUUCCUCUCCGCCCUCUCAGGGAGACUCGGCGCCUUUCUUCGCGCUGGGCUUCGGCUCCGAACAGCGCCCAACAGGUGUGGGUCCAGUCCAAGACUUCUGUAAGGCUUUGUGCGGCGUCUUGCAGGAGCGGCAAGAGUCCGCCCGUCGUCUGCUAGAAGACAUCGUUGGCGUGGUGAGCUCGGCAGGUAUCGAGGCGGGUGCCGUGCGUGGCCUCCAAGCCUUGCGGGCUACGCUGCUCACUGCCGUGGAGGCCGCCCAGAGCGACGAGCUGCGGGAGGCGCUGCAGGCGUUGCAAGGCCUCUCCCGUGGAGAGCCUGUGGAAGACGCUCCCUUGGCACGGCUCCUGCGGCGGCUCUUCCAGAGGCUGGGGAGCACUUACGUGAAGCUCGGGCAGUUCAUCGCGUCCUCUCCCACGCUGUUUCCGGCGGCCUAUGUGCGGGAGUUCCAGCAAUGCCUGGACCGCACGGAGCCCACGAGCUUCGAAGAAAUCAGGUGCAGCAGGGCGGAAAGAGCAGGGCGGCCGCUGAGUGCCGUGUUCCGCUCCUUCGAGGAGGAGCCGCCUCCGUCCGGAGUGGAUCAGGUGCUCGUGACGGGGGAGCGCGUGGCUGUGAAGGUGCAGAAGCCGGGCGUUCAGCAAGUCUUGCAGGCCGACCUGGGCUUUUUGUUCCUCGCGGCCCGCACGUUGGAGCUGCUGGGCCACGUAAAGCGAAGCGAUCGCGAAGUCGCGAAGCGACGCGCGGCCGCGUUUCUGAGCCCCGAGCUCGCCAGAACCUCCGUGGUCGACAUCCUUUCAGAAAUCCGCAGCUCCAUGUUGGAUGAGUUGGACUUCACGAAGGAGAUGGAUAACCUCGAGACGUUCCGGAGUUUCUUGCAGCAGAACGGCCUCGAGCGCAUCGCCGCAGCACCGAGGACCUUUCCGGAGGCGUCGGGGAAGAAGGUUUUGACCAUGGAGUUGUUCUCCGGUGUUCCCCUCACGGAUCUCGAAGGCAUUCGGCAGUACAGCAACAACCCAGAACAGACAUUGAUCAACGCCCUAAAUGUCUGGUCACUGUCUGUGAGGGCCUGCGAGAUUUUCCAUGCCGAUGUCCAUGCAGGAAACCUUCUCGUGCUAGAGGAUGGCCGCGUGGGAUUCAUCGACUUCGGCAUCGUUGGCCGAAUCCCGCCCAAAAUCUGGUCUGCAGUGGAGGGCUUUGCCCUGUCCUUUGCUGCGAACGAUGCGCCCGGGAUGGCCAAGAACCUCAUUGCAAUGGGAGCCACGGAUCGCUUCGUCGACGAGUCGGCCCUGGCAUCCGACGUGCAAAACGUCCUCUCAAGGAUCGCUGGCUUGCAGCCUGAGGUGGUGCUGCGGGGCAAAGGCGACGGCCGCGUAGUGGCCGAGGUGGGCUUGGACAACGACCAGGUCACGGAGCUGUUGCUCGAGGCGUUUGAGCAUGCCUUCGCAGCAACAAGAGCUCUGCUUUUGCGGCCGAAGCAUCGCUUCGGGGAGAGGCCUUGUACUUCGACCGCUAUACAAAGCUUCUGGCGCCGGAAACCGCAGCAUGGGGGGAAGGGGGCCAAAGGGUGCGUGGUGUGGAGCAUUGCGGCCUUGGAGGACCUCGACCCGUUGCGAGACUCCCGGGUAGCGCUGGGCAAAGGCGAGGCGAGAGACGAGAAGUCGCAUCUGUUUGGAAUUUCCCCAGAGCGUGACUGCUGUCACUGGGUUCAGAGCACGGAGUCCCGGAGCCCAGUGCAGCCAUGGGGGCUUGGCAGAGUGCGAGCGGAGACAGCGGAGACAGCGGAGCUUCGAAGUCGAAGAGCGGCAGCGGCGGAACCCGCGGAAACCGCUCUUCGCGGCUUGAGCGCCGAAGUGCAGGAGUGGAUCGUCGACGGACCCGUGCAGGAAGUGCUGGGCAAUCUGGGAUGCUCCUCGAAGACUUUGGCAGCUGCGGGGUUGGGUUCCGACGUCCGAUCUCUGACGGUCCUGCACAUUGGCUUUACCCCCAUGGCGUUGUUGCCGGAGCGCUUUCUGGUCCAAUUCAAGUCCAGCCGGCAAAGGUUCGGGACUGGCUACUCCAGUGCAUUCGCUAGCCUCUACUAUCUCCGUGGGGAUGCUGCUGCACGCCAGAUGGUGAUGGAGCCGUGGAGGAAGAACGAUCACGACAAGUUCAUCUAUGAUAUGGGCGAGUGCACCAUGAAAGCCAUUACAAGCCACUGGAUGAGUGGAUCGACAGAGAAGACGCAGGCUCUCAAUGUCGGCUUUGACCCUCUGGCCGAGUUUCUUCAGAGUUGGCAGGAUGCACGAUGCCGCCGCGUGAGCGAAGAAGACGCCUACUGGAGGAAACAUGUCGAUGCCCGGGAUGCCGACAUAGAUGCCGAAGAUGCUGCGAUGGCCUUUACGGCCAGCACACCCUCUUCGUUGCGGCCGAAGCACGGUGCCGUUCCGGGCUGGUUCGUGGAACCUUCGAGCGGCUGCACAGAGAUUCUCUGUGAGGCGACAGUUGGUCAGUUGAAGAUCCUGCGUCUCCUCAUCAACCAGGACGGGGAGCCCAUCCGCGCCGCCCUCCACCUGCAACGGGCCAGCCCUCUGCACGAAGAGGUGGAAGAGUUCGACGUCACAGCGCGGGAGCUCCAGCCCGGCGAGCCGUUGCAGUGA